UCCAAAUAUCGUUAGACGCACCGUCGACCUGCUCGCAACAUAGGUAGUGAUACGAAUCCAAGUUCAACCCCCUCGAACAUCUCGCUGCUUCUGGAGGAUGGAAGGGGGAAAAAACCGGCCGAGGGCGAGAGUGAGACUGGAGCAGACCCCAGCCGGUCCCGUUUCGCAGGCGUCUGUUUGCGCACGUGAGGGAGGCGUCGUGGUGACGGAACCGAAGGCUGGCUGCGCUGAGACCGAUUGGACAGGAACGGAUUUUCUUGCAGCUCCAGGGUUGCACCAGGGCGGCAGGGACGGAUUCAUGGAUUUGCCGGCCGCCCGAGCGGCACGACACGGACCCCAGAUCGGAGGAAGAAGCACGGAGCGGGGGCGGAUGCUGACAACCAAGGCUCGAACCAGGCACGCCAGGGUGCCAGGGGACAAGAACAGCCGAUCUAACCUUUUGCAGGGCCCUGGCAUGUUCCGCCGCCUGUGCGCCUCCCUCAAACUGCUGCAGGACCCGUUGGCCAGUCAGACGAAAGCUUGUGGACCCAAACCCCACCUUCUGCCGCAGCCAAUGGGAUGGCAGCGAGACACUUCCAGGUUCCCAUGCCGGCACCCACAGCUCCAGCUCUCCGUCGCCUUUUUGACUGCCUCGCCCAGAUCGCGCAGGUCCUCGCAUGCCGGUCCUCCCUCAGCCUCUGCCUCACUGUCUCUCAUUGCCCUCCCUGCUCCUCCCCCCUUCUUCUUCCACUUUUCCCUCCUUUCACCUCACUCUCGCCCACCUCAAGCGAGCCUUCACCUACCUUACUCCUUCGAAUUCACAACUGGUGUUGCCCAUCACCUCACCCCCAUCCCCUCCGCUUACACGACGAGACGACGACGCCCGUUCUCGUUGCGCGCCAAGUCGUGACCUCUCGCCAAAUCAACGCGCCACCUUUCCGCCCUUCGAACCCUCAGACCUUUGCCAUCCUCAAUUAUCAAGCGCACUGAGUCGCGAUACUCUGCCGUCACCCUCUUUUGGCCAACUCUUUCCCGUUCCCGGCCAUACUCA
Chaetomium fimeti is the source of this 1030-nucleotide messenger RNA. RefSeq lists its product as uncharacterized. The transcript has a single exon. The record is from RefSeq and is a predicted model, not a curated record. NCBI's taxonomy places the organism in Eukaryota, Fungi, Ascomycota, Sordariomycetes, Sordariales, Chaetomiaceae. Bases 98 to 889 code for a protein of 263 amino acids.